Messenger RNA from Gadus macrocephalus (Pacific cod), 3636 nucleotides. Its product is annotated as doublecortin domain-containing protein 2C. Gene Ontology annotation, biological process: intracellular signal transduction. Bases 1336 to 2361 code for a protein of 341 amino acids. The record is from RefSeq and is a predicted model, not a curated record. The transcript has 8 exons. Lineage: Eukaryota; Metazoa; Chordata; Actinopteri; Gadiformes; Gadidae. Gene Ontology annotation, cellular component: microtubule; microtubule organizing center.
CUAGAGGGAGGGGACACCAGUGGGGAGAGAGAGACUAGAGGGAGGGGACACCAGUGGGGAGAGAGAGACUAGAGGGAGGGGACACCAGUGGGGAGAGAGAGACUAGAGGGAGGGGAGACCAGUGGGGAGGGGAGACCAGUGGGGGGAGAGAGACUAGAGGGAGAGAGACCAGAGGGAGGGGAGACCAGUGGGGAGAGAGAGACUAGAGGGAGGGGAGACCAGUGGGGAGAGAGACCAGAGGGAGGGGAGACCAGUGGGGAGAGAGACCAGAGGGAGGGGAGACCAGUGGGGAGAGAGAGACUAGAGGGAGAGAGACCAGAGGAGAGAGAGAGACUAGAGGGAGGGGAGAACAGCUGGUACAGGGAAACCAAAGGGAGACAAGUGGAUACUGGGAGACCAGGGGGGACUCCUCAUAAUCAACAUGCAGAUAAAGGCUGACAGCACCUAAUGGGCCUAAUGUGUUUUCUGAAGAUAAUAAAAUAAUAUAAUCCAUUAUCAUGCAAACAUACAGUCUGUUUUGAGUCAAUUUAGUCGAUCCGUACUCGACUAAAUCACAUUCCCUUGGUAAAAAAAAAGCUAUUAUAUAUCCCUAAUGACAACGGUGAAUUAAACAUUUUAAUGUGUUUCUUAUUGAUGUAUAGAUUACAAUAAGUAAGUAAUAAGAGUGAACUCACCCCAGCUUUUACACACACACACACACACACACACACACACACACACACACACACACACACACACACACACACACACACACACACACUGGAGAUUUUGUUUUCAAUAUGCAUGAUAUAACGCUCUAAUAAAGCACAGCAUGAACCCCUUUAGAAAUUAAUAUUUAAUACAAAGAAUGAAUUAUGCAUUUCAUUGAACAGGAAUUGUCUGUCAAAAACCAAUUAGGUGCCAUUGAUGGUCAUCUCUGGUUACGUGGCUGAUCUGAGUGGUUCAUGUGGGACAGCCUGUCUCUGCAGAAUCUGUUAGACCACACUGUAGAAAUAAAUAGAUACCUGCUUUCAGUGGCACCGUUAUUCAAAUAAACAAUGAUUUCAAAUGGAAAUCAAAACUCAAGAAUGAGCAAACAUUAAAUACACAGAUCAAAAAACCUCUGAUCCUGGUUACCUUGGAAACACAGAAACAAAACAGAAUUUCAGAUUCUCAGAUCCGUCCAACAUGACAACACCUGCGGAAAGCUGUUCAUUUUGACAAACGACCCUUCUCAGAUGAACCGAGUCGUUUCGUGUAACGCUGAGGGUCCUAUAACAGGCGGACGGGCCAACUCUCCAGAUUGGUUUCAGACACCUCAGUGGUGCUGGUCUCAGCCCUUAGCUCAGAACCACCAUGCCACCCCUCCCAGGCAGGCUAGCCUCUCAGCCUCCCACCAAAACCAUCAUUGUGUACAGGAAUGGGGAUGCGUUCUUCCCAGGAAGAAAAUUAGUGGUCAAACAACGCCAAGUGACCACCUUUGACUCUCUUUUAUCACUUCUGACGAGUGGACUUGAGGCUUCCUUCGGAGCGGUCAGAAACGUGUACACUCCGAGAGAAGGCCACAAGUUGUCUGAGCUGGAGGAGCUGAGGACCGGAGAGAGAUAUGUGGCAGCCGGGGCGGAGCGCUUCAAACGACUCAGCUAUUUGCUAAUAACUCCUAGGAAACCAGAGCCAAAGAAGAAAGAAGAGAUCAAGCCAGUAACUCACAGCCGAAUCGUAGUUCCUGCCAGGUGUUUGAGGAGCAAUAAAGAUUCAUGCACCAUCAAUGUUUUUACCAACGGGGACGUCUUCGUCCCCCCUGCCCGUAUCCUGAUCCCUAAGUUCACGCUGAGCAGCUGGGAGAAGGUGCUGGCCCUGGUGACGGAGAAGGUGGAGCUCAGGACAGGAGCAGUGCACAGGCUGUUCUCUCUGGAGGGCCGCCCGCUGUGGGGGCCCGAGGACCUCAGGAGCCACCAGUACUACGUGGCCGUGGGAGCAGAGAGGUUCAGGGUCAAGGCCUACAGCCAGUGGGUGCCCUGUACCGCUCUUAUCAGAGAGGACCAGGCGGCUCAGGGCGCGUUCAGUGGGAGGAGCCAGAGGGAGGAGGUGGCAGGAGCGGUGGAGGUGCAGGAGGAGAGUGAGCUGGAGGCGGAGCUGCCCAUCGAUCAGGUGGAGGCCAGAGAGGUGGAGGAGGAGUCUGGACAAAGAGGAAUUGAACCCAGCGGGAUCAGCGAGGGCCUUCAGGGGCGUCGGUUCCCCGGCUGUUUGCCCAUGGGUGUCAGCGGGAGAGACUCCAACAACCCUCCCAGUCCAGGGCCAGCAGGACUACGAAGCGAUGGGAGGCGUGCAGAUGCUCCCAGUGAUGGAGCAGUGAUGAGCUCGCCGGGACUGCAGGUGUGAUGUUAUGGAAUGCAGGAAAGCACUUGUGGCUAAGGAUUAGCUCUGAAGCUAAGUCUUGCUAGGCUGUGCAGCGCUCUUAGUCCGGUCAAGGCAGGAGACAUUGUGGCCUGUAAUAUCUGUCACCGUCUUUUAUGCUGUGUCUCUACUUAACUCUCUGUUCCUUACGGUGACAGAUUGGUACAGGUUUGCAUAUACAGAUGUUUCCGCCUAGCUGUGUGCUGCUUCCCAGCAUAACUCUCAUCCAAACACACUUAUUCCACUCUGAUAGUCCCGGGGGACAGCUGUAUGAAACCACAUUGAUGAACCACACAAUACUUCAAGUGCUACCACUAUUCCAGGCCAUUUCCUUCUGCCCUGAAAAUGAGAAGAUACUGGGUCUUAUUUCAGCAAUCAAUAACCGUGGAACAUUUCAUUUUAAUGAAAACCAUCAUUUCAGGCGGUAGCAAGUACACCGUGGGGAAUGUUUUGGUGUACUGAUGAUUUUGCUGCAGUGUGCACUUUUGCAAUAAAGAUAUUCUUAUUGGGAUAAUUAUUGACUUCAGGGGCCCAGUUAUGGCCCCGGCUAAGGACCUCAUCAAUAGUCUAAUUCAUAACUCAUCACUUUCAGUCCUACAUGAAUAUUGCUGAUUCAGACUAGCUCUAGACUGAGGGCCAGAAGGACCAUUAGAUAAUGGGCAGUAAUGAUCAUCUCCUGAACAGCUUCUUAGCUCAGACCUGCUCACCAUCUUGUGGUGGUGGUGUGGGGGGGGGGCUGUGGCUGAGGGGACUCAUCACUAAUCAACUCAUCGUUUGGCAAACUUGAUGCCGGAUAUGCUCAAAUAAAAAAAAUCCUGUUAUCGUUGUUUUGCGUACAUAGUAGCAGCAAUGAUACGCUAUGCAAAGUGAAACUGCAUUCACUCUGUUUUCAGCAGCAAACUGAUUUGUGUUUUUUUGUAUUUCUUUAUGUGAAUUUGAUUCAUGGAAGCCAUUCCCGGAACAUGUUUUUUUUACGUGCAGCGGUGUCCUGUGUAUGCCCAUUACUCUACUCUUAUAUUGUAGCUGUGUUCCACAACGCCAUCAUCCAGAGAGCUGUAACCGUGAUGAUCUCCUCGGAGGUCUCACACUCUGUACUACUCUGAGUUUGGGGGCCGGAUGCCUUUGUACGCUCAUGAAGAAAGGCUGUUCUUGAAUACACACACACACACACACACACACACACACACACACACACACACACACACACACACACACACACACACACACACACACACACACACACACACACACACACUCUUG